AUGAAAGGGUCCCUGGGGUAAAUUAUUAUUUGGGGGCUCUAAUUUCCGAGAUUCCCCUCCUCUUUUUCUCUACCUUUGUCGCUCCUUUGACCGUGUUGAACCACUUUCGUUAAUAAAUAAUACAACAUGCGCGUUCAGUCUUUCGCUCUCCUAGUCGGCGCGACCGCCGCCGUCGCCGCUGAGACCGUCACUCUCUUCCUGCCUGGAUUCGACGAGCAGAAAAUCGACGGCAAGGUCAUUGGCUCUAGCGGCUCAAUGACCAGUUAUGCUAUCAACUGCGCCCCGGGCACAGAGUCUGACGACUGUGGUCUCCCACCCAACGGCAUGACCGUCAUCCAGGGCUCCUCGAGCGUCAUUCUUUCCUAUGACAUGUCCUCCAUGAUCAUAUCUGAGAACUGCAAGUUCGAUUCCUCAACGGCCAGUUGCUCCGCUAGCGUGAACGAGGGCGGACUUACCACUACAUGGGCAUCUGUUAUCCCUAUUACCUCAAUCCCCGGCGGCGCUCUGAUGGCUGUUACUGUCACCGCUACUGAGACCGGUGCUUCCGCUACUACCGGUGCUUCGGUCUCAGCUUCUACUGCCGUUUCUACUGGCUCAUCUAGUUUGACUACCUCUGCUUCUACGUCUGGAAGCACCGCUACCGGUACUAACACUGCCGGUUCUUCCGAUAGCAGCAGCGCUGCUGCUACCAGCCACUCUGGAACUGGUAAUGCCGCUAUGCCUAUGGUUACUGGCAACGCGCGCUGGGCUGCUGGCGGUGUUGCUGCUGCCUUGGCCCUCGCUGCUAUCUGAUAAAUUGGAUAUACUUCCGCAUUUGGUGCCGCCACUGUUCAUGCCGAUGUGCCAUGUUGAUAUCUAAUUUAGCUUGUAUAAUAUAAUAUAAAAUACACCUGAUGAUCUUGGUCUGCGUGAAUCUGUUCAUAAUCUAUUUCUGGCGAUGAGGUAUGUAGUUCGGGUUUACAUCGCAUUAAUCCGACCUUGAAUGUAUGU
Penicillium canescens is the source of this 990-nucleotide messenger RNA. RefSeq lists its product as uncharacterized. The transcript has 3 exons. The record is from RefSeq and is a predicted model, not a curated record. Bases 127 to 792 code for a protein of 221 amino acids. NCBI's taxonomy places the organism in Eukaryota, Fungi, Ascomycota, Eurotiomycetes, Eurotiales, Aspergillaceae.